AUUCGUCGUCUUGUUGAGAGUUUGGGCGCACCCGUUUCUAUGUAGUUCGCGGCCGCUUUGCAUCGCACUAGGUCAGAGAUUCCUGCUGUGGUUUGGAGUACGGCAGUAGUCUCGCCUGGAUACUCUGAGGGGACAAAACUUUUCAAGAGGCUUUUGUUGUGUUCUGCUACACAACGUAAAAAGAGGUUCGGUGGAAUGAUUUUCAGCUGCUGGAAGACGAUAGCAGCUGUUUGGAUUCUGGAUUAUGCCGCAGAUGCUGCUACUAAUGAAUACAUAUAUCCCACAAUUAUAUAUCCUAGGAACAUCACAAUGGGCUUCGGCUACAACGUCAAGUAUCUCUGUGUUCUUCACGUGGCAGAUGAAACACAUUUCGACAUUACUUGGCAUCACGGGGACUCCAUGUUAACGAGCGAUUCCAAGCGCACUGUGGAAGUGAAGCCUGACGGACCCCAAACCUUAAUCAGUCAUUUGGAAGUGCGUGACUUGAAUGAAAACGACGCUGGAAGUUACAGUUGCUCUGCGAUUGUUAAAGUUGGGGAGACAAAAGUAGUUCCGGACGUGGUGUACCUCAACCUCACAGACUACAGGGCCGCCCACUGGAGCGAGCCGUGUCUGAACGACACCAGCUCUUGUGUGGACACAAACACCGGGUGCUUCUCCGUGAGCCCGCCCCUCAAGCAUUCCCCGACGUCGUUCGCCUGCCAGUGCCAGAAGGACUUCCCCAUUUACAACCGGGAAGGACGAAGGUGCGACAAAGGAUCCCGUUUGGGCGAGCCGUGUGAGAUACAUCAUCAAUGCACUUGGUUUACGGACUACUCCGAGUGUGCCUCGGAGACAUGUCAAUGUGUUGAUGGAUUCAAGGCCAAUCUCGUGGGUACAAAAUGCACAAAUGAAUCAUUCAUCGACUACACGUGCACAUUUGACUGGGAGUGCGGAGACACAGGCAUGGUAUGUCUUGACGGAGCAUGCCGCUAUAAAGUCGCUAUUUCAGGAGGACAAAUUGCUUUACUGACCUUAUUGUCACUGAUUGGCUUCCUCCUGCUUAUUUACCUGUGUGUUCUCUGCGUUCGGUGCUUCAGGCAAAGGAAGUCAUCAAAACGUCACCACGAGCCAGAGAUAUUUAUUGUUCCAAUGAACAGCUGAGAUCGUCCAAGAGGGUUGUUUUUGGUUUUAGAAGAUGUGCAUACCAGAGUCAUGUAUAUAGAAAUGAAAAUAUUGAUUGCAUAAUUCAUACCCACAAACCAGCUUUGUAAAUACAUUAAUUCGUGUGAAUAAAACGUUUUACACAUUUAA
Messenger RNA from Ixodes scapularis (black-legged tick), 1293 nucleotides. RefSeq lists its product as uncharacterized. Lineage: Eukaryota; Metazoa; Arthropoda; Arachnida; Ixodida; Ixodidae. The record is from RefSeq and is a predicted model, not a curated record. The transcript is spliced from 8 exons. Bases 196 to 1143 code for a protein of 315 amino acids.